This is a messenger RNA of Malaya genurostris, 5301 nucleotides long. RefSeq lists its product as uncharacterized. Lineage: Eukaryota; Metazoa; Arthropoda; Insecta; Diptera; Culicidae. The transcript has a single exon. Bases 1 to 5301 code for a protein of 1766 amino acids. Gene Ontology annotation, biological process: DNA integration. The record is from RefSeq and is a predicted model, not a curated record. Gene Ontology annotation, molecular function: zinc ion binding; nucleic acid binding.
AUGCCUGCUGCAUCGAAACAGAAGUCACCACCACUGAAAGCACUACAAACUAAACUUCGCGGCUUGCAGACAUCUUUCAACAAUAUGUACCAGUUCAUGCAACUGUGCCGUACCGAUACUAAGCUGGUAGAGGUCAACGUUCGACUGGAGCAGCUGGAUCCAAUGUGGGAUAAGAUGAUAGAGGCCCUUGACGAACUAGAAUCUCACGAAGAGACACCCGAUAACACCGAAGACUUCGUUAAAGAUCGGAUUGAAUUCGAAAAUCGAUUUUACGAAUUGAAAUCGUUUCUCGUCGACAAAAUUAAAGAAGAUGGUGAUACAAGUGCACUCAAUCAGACUACUCGCUCACUCGAUAAUGCCCCCACCGGUUCCACUCCACAUGUGCGUUUACCGCAAAUAACCCUUCCAAGAUUUGAUGGAAAAAUUGAUGAAUGGCUUACAUUUCGUGAUCUUUACACUUCUCUUAUACACUGGCAAGCAGAUCUUCCAGAUAUAGAAAAAUUCCACUAUUUACGUAGUCAGCUGGAAGGAGAAGCACUAGCGGUUAUAGAUUCUCUUCCUUUAACCAAAGCAAACUAUACCGUAGCAUGGGAACUGCUAACCAAACGAUACUCAAAUACUAAGGUUCUCCGUAAACGACAAGUUCAAGCUUUGUUUGAGUUACCUUUCGCUAAACGAGAGUGUGCUGCUGAUCUCCAUUCAUUAUUGGAUACAUUCGAAAAAAUCGUAAAAACCUUAGAUCAGGUGACACCUCAGCAAGCUGAUUACAAGGAUAUGUUGUUAUUACACCUGCUGAGUUCUCGUUUAGACAAUGCUACAAGACGAAGCUGGGAAGAAUGGUCAUCAACCAAGGAUAUUGAUACCGUGAAGGAUCUUACUGAAUUUUUACAGCGACAUAUUAGAAUUUUGGAAUCGUUGCCUAAUAGGUCCACUGAUCAGAAAAUGGAACCUUCCCAAUCCAAAUAUCCAAAGAAGGCAUCAACGGUGAAGGCAUUUAAUACUACGGUUCAGAACCCUUCGGCGUCGGCAAAGUGUGUGGCAUGCUCGCAUAAUCAUCCUCUUUAUCAAUGCCAAUCAUUUCAUAGCCUACCUGUACCAGAAAGAGAUGCACUACUACGAAGUAACUCAUUGUGCCGAAAUUGCUUUCGGCGGGGUCAUCAUGCAAAGGAUUGUAACUCCAAGUUUACUUGCCAACAGUGCAAGGGGAAACAUCAUACACUCGUUUGUUUUAAGGGGAAGGCAAACGAAGGCAAGCCGAAUAACAAUACGGAUCUGAAAGCGUCUGAUAAGAGUGAGGAAAUACCCGAAGCAAAGGUGGUCAAUCUGGCGACUACUACCAAUACUACUUUAUCCUGCAAUACGACUACUAGUUCUACGGGUGUACUCUUGCUCACAGCUGUCGUUAUUUUAGAAGAUGAUCAAGGUCAUAAGGUUCAUGCAAGGGCACUGUUGAAUAGUGCAGCAGAAUGCAAUUUGAUCAGCAAGAGGUUGAGGAAAUAUUUAUCAGUCAAAGAGGAAAGCAGCAUGGUCGAAGUAGUUGGGAUUCAAGGUUUAGCAACAAAGGUGCAUGGGAAAAUUACAGUACAUAUUCACUCUCGCGUGUCGGAUUUUAAGCAAACGAUGGAAAUGUUUGUUUUGACCAAGAUAGCUGCCCAAAUGAAUACAGCUUUAAUCGACGCUGCCAAAUGGAAUAUACCAAGUGGGAUAGAAUUAGCCGAUCCAAAUAUUCUCCAAGAUGAUCAUGUUGAUCUCGUCUUAGGUGCAGAAUUUUUCUUUGAAUUCUUUUCCAGUAACCGUCGCAUUCGAUUGGGAGAUAAUUUACCAUCGUUAGUUGACUCAGUCUUUGGAUGGGUAGUUACAGGACGAUAUGCUGUGAAUGCUCCUACUAAAUCGGUUUUAUGUGAUGUGGCACUUACGAGUCGGUUGGAGGAUAUGCUAGAAAGGUUCUGGAAAUGUGAAGAUGUUGGUUUGGAAACUAAUUAUUCGCCAGAAGAAACUAGAUGUGAGAAUUAUUUCCUUCAAACCACACAGAGAGAUGCUUCAGGUCGGUAUAUAGUAUCCUACCCUAGGAUUGACGAACUGCUGACAAAGUUAGGCGAAUCCAAGGCGAUUGCGGAACGGCGAUUCUUGCAAUUAGAAAGACGGCUCGGUCGCGACGUAGAACUCCAGAGGCAGUACAAGGCAUUCAUGCUAGAAUACGAAACUCUGGGUCAUAUGAGGUUGGUCUCCCAGGAAGAAAAGGCGGAUAUCACCCGUUGUUAUCUUCCACAUCAUCCGGUGGUGAAGAACGAGAGUACUACCACCAAGGUACGGGUGGUAUUCGACGCUUCUGCUAAAACUGCAUCAAAUCUUUCCUUGAAUGACAGUUUAUGUGUUGGACCGACCAUCCAAGAGGAUUUACGCUCGAUCAUCUUACGCAGUCGUACCCGUCAGAUAAUGCUUGUAGCUGACAUAGAAAAAAUGUUUCGACAGGUGGAGGUCUGCCCUCAAGACAGACCCCUUCAAUCAAUUUUAUGGCGUACUUCCGCAAACGACCCACUAUCAACAUAUGAGCUGGCAACUGUAUUGUAUGGUACCAAGCCAGCUCCAUUCCUCGCUACCAGGACUUUAGUGCAACUUGCAAGCGAUGAGGAAACUCGAUUUCCUUUGGCAGCGACAGCGGUUCGAGAGGACUUUUAUAUGGAUGAUGCCAUAACAGGAGCAGACGACGCUAAUACGGCUAAAGAGUUGAGAAUUCAGUUGCAAUCUAUGUUGGAGCUAGGUGGAUUCAAAUUGAGAAAAUUUGCCUCCAACUGUGAAACAGUACUAAGCGGACUUCCGAAGGAAGACCUUUCGAUUCAAACAGAUGAUGGAAUUAGUUUGGAUAAUGACUGUAUGGUUAAGACUUUAGGUUUGAUAUGGAUGCCACACACGGAUGUUUUUCGGUUCAAAUUCGAUAUAAUACCACUCCAUUCGAGCGACCGAUUGACGAAAAGGAAAGUGCUAUCCAUAAUCGCCACCCUGUUUGACCCUCUGGGUCUCAUCGGAGCCGUCAUUACCCGUGCAAAAAUCUUCAUGCAACUUCUGUGGCAACUGGAAGAUAGUUCAAAGGGAAAGUUAGCCUGGGAUUCUCCUCUACCUACAAAUGUAGCAGAAGAGUGGAUUCGAUUUCACCAACAAUUGCCAUCGCUCAACAACAUUCGAGUUGAACGCUUAGUAAUGUUGAAACGACCAAAAUCAUCUCAAAUACACAUAUUUUGUGAUGCUUCGCAAAAGGCUUAUGGCGCCUGCGCAUACAUCAGAAGCGAAGAUGCAUUGGAAAGGAUUAAGGUAGCCCUUUUGUCGUCGAAAUCUCGAGUUUCACCGUUGAAAAUACAAACCAUUCCUAAGCUAGAGUUGUGUGGAGCAUUGUUGGCAGCUGAGUUGUAUUCAAAGGUGAAAAGGGCUGUCCGGUUCGCAUCAGAAAUAUUUUUUUGGACGGAUUCUUCCACAGUUCUACGUUGGUUAGCUGCCACACCCUGUAUAUGGACAAUUUUUGUGGCGAAUCGUGUAGCCAAGAUACAAAAUUUAACUGAGAAUUGUCAUUGGUUUCACGUACCAGGAGAGCAAAACCCUGCGGACCUCCUUUCGAGGGGAGUUGCUCCUGAAGAUUUAUUUGAUAAUAAAUUUUGGUGGGAAGGCCCAUCUUGGCUAGGUAAGAACCCUGAAAUCUGGCCAAAACAACAAUCCUGGUCGUCGGAAUGUGUAGAGGAGGAGAGGAGACGUGUUGUGCUAGCGGCAAGUACUGAAGGUCACAGUUCCAUAGAACACUAUAUAUCCCGAUUUUCCAACUAUACGGCUAUGGUUCGAUGUACAGCAUACUGUCUUCGAUUUAUACAAAACUCUCGGAAACGGAAGAAAGGUAACCGAACGUUUGGUGCUCUAACGAUUACGGAGUUGCAAGAGGCCGAAUUUAAGAUUUUACGGAUUAUUCAGGAGGAACAAUUUAGCAGUGAGAUGAAGGCUAUAUCCAACGGAGAAUGCUUGUCACGAUCAUCGCCUUUGCGUUGGUACGUUCCAUUCAUAGCAGCUGACGGCAUUCUAAGAGUAGGAGGAAGGUUAGGGCAAUCGAGAGAGUCUGAAGAAGUGAAACACCCCAUCGUGCUUCCCGCCAGACAUUUAAUCACCAAACUUCUUAUGCGUCACUACCAUUUAAAAUUGAUGCAUGCUGGACCUCAACUGAUGCUGAGUAACAUUCGGUUGCGGUAUUGGCCUCUUGGGGGAAGGAACGUGGCGAAAACGGUGUGUCAUCAUUGUUUAAUAUGUUACCGCAGGAAACCUAAGGCAAUUGAGCAGUUUAUGGCGGAGUUACCUGCGCAGAGAGUAGCUGUAACGAGACCAUUCUCAACGACAGGCGUUGACUAUUUCGGACCGGUGUAUAUACGACCAGGAUACAGACGAAUUGCAGUGAAGGCGUAUGUUGCCGUUUUUGUGUGCUUCUCCACAAAAGCAGCACAUUUGGAGUUGGUUACGGAUUUAUCGACAGCACGGUUUAUUCAAGCAUUGAGGAGGUUUAUAGCACGACGGGGAAAGUGCGCCAAUUUGUGGUCCGACAACGGCACCAACUUUGUAGGAGCACGAAAUCAGAUGAAAGAGCUUCUCUUGAACCUUAAACGUAAAGAGCAUCACGAUACUGUGGCGAGAGAGUGUGCGGACGAUGGAAUACAAUGGAAUUUUAUUCCCCCCGGCGCUUCUCAUUUUGGAGGUCUUUGGGAGGCCGCAGUCCAAUCAGCAAAAACACAUUUACUCAAGGUAUUAGGUGACUCGGCGGUUUCUUAUGAAGACAUGGUCACUCUAUUAGCACAAGUGGAAUGUUGUUUAAAUUCGCGGCCAUUAACUCAGCUUUCGGAUGAUCCUAACGAUCUACAACCGUUAACACCAGGCCAUUUUUUGGUUGGGUCUGCCAUGCAAGCUUUACCAUCAGCAGAUUACACACAAACUGUGAUAGGACGGCUAAACCUUUGGGAGACUGUUCAGCGAAGAGUACAAGACUUCUGGAAACGGUGGAGGACCGAGUAUCUAGUUCAACUUCAAGGAAGAACUAAAUGGUGGAAACCUCCGGUAGGUGUGAAUAAAGGUAGCUUGGUGGUAAUACGUGAUGAUAAUCUGCCACCAACACGCUGGAAAUUGGGGAGAAUAAUAGAAACACAUCCAGGACCAGACGGUGUAGUUCGUGUUGUUUCUCUUAAAACAGCAAGCGGAAGAGUGGAGAGACCAGUAGAUAAAAUUUGCAUAUUACCGGUUGCGACACCCGACGAAGAAGAACACGUGAAGAACGUUUAG